Hypanus sabinus (Atlantic stingray) is the source of this 14256-nucleotide messenger RNA. Its product is annotated as dynein axonemal heavy chain 8-like. The record is from RefSeq and is a predicted model, not a curated record. The transcript is spliced from 94 exons. Lineage: Eukaryota; Metazoa; Chordata; Chondrichthyes; Myliobatiformes; Dasyatidae. Gene Ontology annotation, biological process: microtubule-based movement. The coding region runs from base 1 to 14256 and encodes 4751 amino acids. Gene Ontology annotation, molecular function: dynein intermediate chain binding; ATP hydrolysis activity; dynein light intermediate chain binding. Gene Ontology annotation, cellular component: dynein complex.
AUGAAUAAGCUCUGCAAAAAGUUAUCAUUAUCUAAUGAAAAAUUAACAAAGAAGAUUAACAACCUGGAAAGCAGAAGCAGAAGGAACAAUCUACAUACUCUGGGUUUUGAAGAAUCAAUUAACGAUGCCCACCCCAUGGAGUUCUUUGCAAGUUUUCUGAAGCAGUUAUUCCCUGAUUUAUUGCCAUCUGUGCCCAAGUUGGACCACGCUCACCGGUCACUGACCCCCAAACCAAAGUCGGGAGAGCGACCUAGGUCUGUUAUUUUAUGUUUUCAUGAAUUUCCUACUAAGGAGCUUUUAAUCUGUCAUACCCGUCGAGUAGGAAUGAUCAAUUACAAUGGGAAGAUGAUCAGAUUCGUGGAAGAUUAUACACUGGAGGUUAUGGCUGAACAUGCUAAGUACAAAGCGGUUUCAAAAAUGAAUCGAGUCAGCCUUUCUUCGAACGUCAGUGGAACGAAUCUGGAUUUAAGUAGUUUUUCUCAGGAGAAAAGACUCAGUAAAGUUCGCCGAAGUACUGUUGGAAUGCUAGCUUUACAAGAGACAAUAAAAGAAAAACAGGCAAGGUACAGGGAAGAUAGGGAAAAAAGAAAAAUGAAACUUGCUCAAACACAUCACUAUAUUAUUGAUGUAUUGGCUAAACAACUUCAGCUGCAGAAAACUGCUGUAGAAGAAUUUAUCUUGGAUUCACUAUCUUUGCAACCAUAUGAUGAUUUCUUUUCAAGAGGAGGCAGUAAAGCACUUGCAUUCUUUUAUCAAGAAGCAGAUCCUCCGAUAAUAGAAAGUGGACGAAUUAUUGCUGGAGUUGCAAAAGGGAUGAAAAUGAUGCGAUUAUUUAUGGGAAAGUUAUCGGAAGCUUGCCUCGGUGGUUUGUGCUUGUUCUUUGUGCGGUACCAAAAUUAUAUUCCUAUCACCGAAAGGAAUAUACAAGAGGAGACAUUCUUCAGCAUUUUGGAUGGUACGGAUGGAAUACUCACAGGUGCUGUGAAUAUGUUGAAAAAUAUUUUCUUACCAGCAAUUUCUGCAUGUGGAAAUUGGGGAGCACUUAAUCAAUCCAUUCAUGGGGAGAGGGAGAAGAAAGCCUUCAAAGAUACUAUUAAUGGAUACAUCACUUUCUUAAAUGGUACUAAAAUAAGCCUUGAAAAAGCUGUUGUGCUAAAGAGUGAAAUGGUUGACCUUACUCAGCUGCACUCAUUUGAGCAAGUGAAAGCUGCAGCAUCAAAUCCAGAAAUAAUAUUACAGCUUGAAAAUCUGCUUUUGCAAUGGUACAAUCAACUAGAACAGGUUCUGGAACAAAGUAAUCAAGUCAGAAAAGAGGCAGAAAAUUCAGGCCCUCUGACUGAGCUGGAAUACUGGAAAUGUAUGUCUGCGAAAUUCAAUUCCAUCAUAGAGCAACUUAGAGGACAAAAUUGCAGGGCUGUGAUCAAUGUUUUGAAAGCAAGUUACUCAAAAAUGUUAAAGAUGUGGUUGGAGUUAGAUUCUCAAAUCACUGACACAGCUAAUGGAGCAAAAGACAAUGUGAAAUUUCUGCAAGCAUUGGAGAAAGUUUGUCAGCCACUUUACGAUUCUGAUCCAGUGACCAUGACGAAAGGUGUUCCAAAUUUGAUAAAUGCAAUUCAAAUGAUCUACAAUGUAUCAAGGUAUUACAACACUUCACAGCAGCUGACCUCCCUUUUUAUUAAGGUCACAAACCAAAUGGUUACAGCCUGUAAGGAGUAUAUAACCGAGGGUGGUACAGUUCACAUAUGGGACCAGGAUUCACACAUCAUUAUUAAAAGAAUGAAGGAAUGUGAAGCAUUGUUACAUGAAUAUCGUACGUAUUUCCAGAAAACAAAGCAAAAAGCUGCUGAAACAGAACGAGAUAGUCCAUUUGAUGUGUCUGAAAUGUAUAUUUUUGGUAAACUUGAUGUCUUCUGCAAAAGACUAGCAAAAAUCACAAAAAUUCUUGAGGUAUUGAAGACCUUCUCUGCAUUGAGCAAUUCUACAAUUGAGGGAAUAGGGGUUCUCGCAAUAAAAUUCCAGAAUAUAUUUUUAAAUCUUAAGAAAAGUAAUUACGAUAUAUUGGACCCUCGGAGGAAGGAAUUCAAUAAUGACUAUGCUGCAUUCAUGAAACAAAUCUUUGACUUGGAGAACUUGCUUGAUGACUUCAUGAGCAACAGUUUUUCUAAAAUUAUUUCUUCAUUGCAUGCUUUGCAGCUUUUACAGAGAUUUCAGAAUUUGAAUAUUCCAUCUCUUAAGUCAGAAAUUGAAGAAACAAUUGAACGUAUUCUUCAACACUAUGUUGGCGAGUUAAUGUUCAUUAAAAAGCAUUAUCACACCUAUAAAGAGAAUCCACAUCUUACAAGAGACAUGCCUCCUGUAGCUGGAAAGAUACUGUGGGCAAGACAACUCUUCAGACGUAUAUUUGUACCUAUUGACUUUUUCUAUAAAAAUUCUGACAUUUUAAAAAACCCUCGGGGCAUGUCUGUUGUGCGAAUGUACAAUAAACUUGCAUAUGUAUUGGUCAAAUUUGAAGUAUUACACUUUAAGAUCUGGUCAAAAGAAACUUCAAAAAUUCAAUACAUCAUUCAUGGACCUCUUUUAAAACGAGAUCCAGACACUGGGAUAAUGCAAUUGAACUUCGAUCACAGAAUUUUUGAGCUACUUCGAGAGACCAAAUGUAUGUUAAAGAUGGGCCUGGAUGUACCAGAGACAGCUAGAUGUUUGCUAAAGUCUGAAAAUAUAUUGAAAUCUAAUCAUGACUGUUUGGAGGCUAUACUUCAUAAAUUUGAAAGAGUAUGCCAAGAAAUGCCUUCUGAGUAUACAGCAUUGAUAACUCCAAAAGUUAAUAAAAUUGAAGCUAUUCUAAGACGAGGAGUUACUUUACUGAACUGGUCAUCUUUAACACUUGUACAAUUCUUCUCUGAUGUAGAUACAACCGUAGAUGAAUUGAUUGCAUUGUUAAAGAAAGUAACUGAUUUGCGAGAGAGGCAUAUUGAUAAGAUAUUGGAUGAAAUAGCCCAAACAACUAUAAUCAAGCUACCAGAAGAUCAGGCCUUAACUUUGGAAGAAAUGCUUGCAUUCAGUGAGCUUCACUGCAAAGAAUGGACAAAGAUUUUGAUUCCAAAAUGUAACAGUGUUGAAAAAACUGUGGAACAAAUAGUAGAAGUGUUUUUAGAAAUCUCUGAUUCAGUGCUGGUGAAACAAAUUAAUGAAACUGAAAAAGAACCAGAGCGUAGACGAAUUGCAUUUACGGAUGAACCUGAGGAAGAGAAGUUGACUUUUAAGAUUCACUCGACAGCUAAAGCAAAUGUCGAACAAAUCAAAAGAGAUGAAGAUUUUGAAAAGGAUGUGAAGGAGUUCUAUGCAUAUUUUACCCAUCAUCUAGUUGAUGCUUUAGUGAAAUCUACAUCUCUGACAUUGGACACUCUGAAAAGAAGAAUCCUCCUUGCAUCAAACAGAAGAGAAUAUGGUUUCACAAACAACAUUGAUGAUUUUCAUCCCUUUCUGAAAUCUGAAGUGCAUUUGGCAAUUCCAAAUGUGUUUAUGGUACCAAAUUUGGAUGAAAUUCAGCAUGCUAUCAUCCGAAUUGUCCAAAUGGUUUUGGAAGUUAGCCGUCGAGUGGUACAGUGGAGGCAAUCAAAAAACCAAGAUGAUUAUGAAUUACAGAGUGGAACAGAAUUGAAUGAAAGCAAAAGUUUCAAGAGGCAGAAGAAUUUUUAUCACAAUGUGGCAGAACACAAAGAUGUAUCUAAAUUAAUCGUAAUACUAUCUACUUCAGUCAAUACUAUGAGGGGUGCUGUUGCUCAUGCACUAGAAUGUUUUCAAAAAUUCAAGAUGUUGUGGUUAGAAGAUAGAGAUACUACAGUUAAGGUAUUUAUGGAUAGUAAUCCCAGUUUGUAUGAACUACGGGAAAAAAUUAAGUACUAUGCUUCUAUUCAGCAAGAAAUUGAGGAAGUCACCCCCAGCAUUAUAGUAGAAUUUAUUGAACUGAACACAGAAACAAUAAAAAUUGCCCUUACAGUAGAAGCUAAAGGUUGGAAAAUUGUACUCAGUCGUUUCCUGAAUGAACAGUUUAAGGAAAAAAUGACAGCAAUAUCAUCAUUUAUUAGCACACAAAUGAAGAAUCUGGCACGACCUAUUCAGGAUCUGGAUGAUGUUAGAUUUGCCAUGGAUUCUUUAGCAGAAAUACGAGAAAAUGAGAUACAGAUGGAUAUGACUCUGGGACCCAUUGAGGAAGCAUAUAGUAUCCUGAACAAGUUUGAUGUGGAAAUUUCAAAAGAAGAAGCAGAAGGAGCUGACACACUUCGGUAUUUUUUUAACAAAAUGCAAGUUAAAGCUAGAAAUGUGCAGGAUGAAUUGGUGCAGGUCCAACCCAAAUUUAAGGCAGACCUCCUGGAAUCAAUUGACAUAUUCCAGAAGGAAGUGCUCAAAUAUGGUCGACAGUAUGAAAAGGAAGGGCCUAUGGUUCCUGGUAUCCUACCCGCAGAAGCGAGCACAAGGUUACAGAUCUUUCAGAGUUGGUUUGAUGACUUAUGGAGGAAGUUUGAGACAUGUUCAUCAGGAGAACGAUUAUUUGGAUUGCCUGUCCAGGAUUAUGAACUACUACAGAAAAAUAAAAAAGAACUAAGUCUUCUGCAGAAAUUGUAUGGGCUAUAUGAUGCAGUGAUGAAUAGCAUUAAUGGCUACUAUGAUGUUCUGUGGGUGGAACUGGAUAUUGAGAAGAUUAACGCUGAACUUUUGGAGUUUCAGAAUAGGUGUCGUAGAUUACCAAAAGCCUUGAAGGAAUGGCAAGCAUAUCUAGAUCUGAAGAAGAAAAUAGAUGAUUUCAGUGAGUCAUGUCCUCUCCUGGAGAUGAUGGCUAGCAAAUCAAUACAACCAAGACAUUGGGACCGAAUAGCUGCAGUAACAGGGCAUAAAUUUAAUGUGACAUCGGAAACAUUCACUCUGAAACACGUUAUGGAGGCUCCACUGCUUCAAUUUAAAGAUGAAAUUGAGGAUAUCUGUAUAUCCUCCGUGAAAGAGAAGGAUAUUGAGGCAAAAUUAACUCAGGUGAUGCAGACUUGGGUCAGUCAGACUUUGAGCUUUUCUGCAUUUAAGGGGCGUGGAGAACUAUUGUUAAAAGGACUGGAGACAACUGAAAUCAUAACAAUGAUGGAGGAUAGUUUAAUGAUCCUGAGCUCUUUACUCAGCAACAGGUAUAAUUCUUAUUACAAGAAGGAUAUUCAAACCUGGGUGCACAGUCUGACAGCAUGCGCGACUAUAAUAGAACAGUGGCUUUUAGUUCAAAAUCUGUGGAUUUACCUGGAAGCUGUUUUUGUUGGAGGAGAUAUUUCCAAACAGCUACCACAGGAAGCAAAACGUUUUCAUAAUGUUGAUAAAUCAUGGAUAAAAAUUAUGCAACGAGCUCAUGAAAUUCCAGCUGUGGUCCAGUGCUGUGUAGGAGAUGACAUUAUGGGGCAGCUUCUUCCUCACUUACAGGAGCAAUUGGAAAUUUGCCAGAAAUCACUAACAGGAUACUUGGAAAAGAAAAGACUGCUAUUUCCACGAUUCUUUUUUGUCUCUGAUCCAGCAUUAUUGGAAAUCCUUGGCCAAGCUAGUGACUCACACACUAUUCAGGCACACUUAGCAGGAAUAUUUGAUAAUGUGAAUAAAGUGGCUUUCCAUCCAAAGGAUUAUGAUCGUAUAUUGGCUGUCAUUUCCAGGGAGGAAGAACGAAUUCAUUUGGAUACCCCAGUGAUUGCAAAGGGCCCUGUGGAACUAUGGUUAAGUAACCUACUGAGUGCACAACAGUCUUCAUUACACACUGUAAUCAAAUUAAUGUACUACAGCUUCAGUGAACCAGACUUCCUGCUAAUACCUUUCCUGUAUGAAGCUCCUGGUCAGGUGGGAAUUUUAGCUAUCCAGAUACUAUGGACACAGGACUCAGAGGAAGCAAUUAAAGCUUCAAAGGACAGUAAAAAAAUCAUGCAAACUACUAAUCAGAAGUUCCUGGAGCUGCUAAAUUCACUGAUCAGUCAAACAACUCGUGACCUGACUAAGUUUCAAAGAAUCCAGUUUGAAACUCUUAUCACUAUUCAUGUCCACCAGAGGGACAUAUUUGAUGAGUUGGUAAAAAUGCAUAUCAGAACAGUGACUGACUUUGAGUGGCUGAAACAAUGUCGGGUUUAUUUUAGAGAAGAAACACUAGAUGUAAGAGUGGUGAUUACUGAUGUGGAAUUUAUCUAUCAAAAUGAAUUUUUGGGCUGUACUGAACGACUGGUUAUCACACCUUUGACAGACAGGUGCUACAUCACUUUAGCUCAGGCUUUGUGGAUGAACAUGGGAGGUGCCCCUGCUGGACCUGCUGGUACUGGCAAAACCGAGACUGUGAAGGACAUGGGCAAAGCUCUUGGAAAAUAUGUAGUGGUGUUCAAUUGUUCAGAUCAAAUGGAUUUCAGAGGAUUAGGAAGAAUUUUCAAAGGUUUAGCACAAUCUGGUUCCUGGGGCUGUUUUGAUGAAUUUAAUCGAAUUGAGCUUCCUGUAUUAUCUGUAGCAGCACAACAAAUAUAUAUUGUUCUAACAGCAAAGAAAGAAAGGAAAAAAAGUUUUAUCUUCACUGAUGGAGAUAAUGUGUCACUUAAUCCAGAAUUUGGUAUUUUUAUCACAAUGAAUCCUGGAUAUGCUGGACGCCAAGAAUUGCCAGAAAAUCUAAAAAUUCAAUUUAGGACAGUAGCUAUGAUGGUGCCAGAUAGACAGAUCAUCAUAAGGGUCAAGCUUGCCAGUGUUGGAUUUUUGGACAACAUGUUGCUGGCUCAGAAAUUUUUUGUACUUUACAAACUCUGUGAAGAGCAGCUGACUAAGCAGGUUCAUUAUGACUUUGGGUUGAGAAAUAUUCUUUCUGUCUUGAGAACACUGGGAGCUCAGAAGAGAGCGCGACCAGAAGACAGUGAGUCAACAAUUGUCAUGAGAGUUUUAAGAGACAUGAAUCUAUCUAAAUUGGUGGAUGAAGAUGAACCCCUCUUUCUUAGUCUAAUCAGUGAUCUGUUCCCCGGUAUACAAUUGGAUAGUAGCAGCUAUGUGGAACUGCAGGCAGCUGUUUCUAAUCAGUUGGAAAUCGCAGGAUUAAUCAAUCAUCCACCAUGGAAUCUUAAACUUGUUCAGCUAUAUGAAACAGCUAGAGUUCGUCAUGGACUGAUGACACUGGGUCCCAGUGGUUCUGGAAAGACUUGCGUAAUUCACAUCUUAAUGCAGGCAAUGACUGAGUGUGGAGCCCCUCACCGGGAGAUGCGCAUGAAUCCUAAGGCUAUUACUGCUCCACAGAUGUUUGGCCGAUUGGAUACUUCAACAAAUGACUGGACUGAUGGAAUCUUCUCAACUCUUUGGAGGAAAUCUAUCAAAGCAAAAAAGGGUGAGAAUAUCUGGAUCGUUCUAGAUGGCCCAGUGGAUGCUAUUUGGAUAGAAAAUUUAAAUUCUGUACUGGAUGACAAUAAGACCUUAACAUUGGCUAAUGGUGACCGUAUUCCAAUGGCUCCUUCUUGCAAAUUAUUGUUUGAAGUACACAACAUUGACAAUGCAUCUCCAGCCACAGUGUCCAGGAUGGGGAUGGUCUAUAUAAGUUCUUCUGCUCUUAGCUGGAAGCCAAUUUUGAAGGCCUGGUUAAAUAAACGUCUUCCUCGGGAGGCUGAACUUCUACAAGCCCUGUAUAAUGAAGUAUUUGAAGAAACUUAUACGUAUAUGAAAUUAAAUCUGAAACCAGUAAUGGAGCUAUUGGAGUGUAACUACAUUAUGCAGUCACUUACACUUCUGGAUGGUUUGAUGCCUUCAACAGAAGAUGGAGGACUUUCUAAUGAAUUGCAACUUAAUCGGCUGUUUGUAUUUGUACUAAUGUGGAGUAUUGGUGCCUUAUUGGAGCUAGAUGGCAGAGCUAAACUCGAGCAAUUCCUCCAAAAGUACAGGAAUACACUUGACCUACCAGUAAUUUCUGCAGAUGACAAUCAGACCAUGUUUGAAUUUCUUGUUAAGACAGAGUAUGGUGAAUGGAAGAACUGGCAAACACAGGUUCAGGAGUAUCUCUAUCCAACUGACAGCGAGCCAGAUUAUACUUCAAUUCUUGUACCAAAUGUUGACAAUGUUAGGACCAACUUUCUUGUGCAUGUCAUAGCUAAACAACAUAAGGCAGUACUUUUGACUGGUGAACAGGGGACAGCAAAAACAGUUAUGAUUAAAGGAUAUUUGAAGAAAUAUGAUCCUGAGGAACACCUGUCUAAAUGUUUGAAUUUUUCUUCUGCCACAGAGCCCUAUAUGUUUCAGAGAACUGUUGAAAGUUAUGUGGAGAAACGUGUAGGAAGUACCUAUGGACCUCCAAGUGGACGGAAAAUGACGAUAUUUAUUGACGAUAUCAACAUGCCAAUUAUUAAUGAAUGGGGAGAUCAGAUUACAAAUGAAAUAGUACGUCAAAUGGUUGAAUCGCAAGGAAUGUAUAACUUAGACAAACCAGGAGACUUUACUAAAAUCGUUGACGUGCAAUUAAUGGCUGCAAUGAUCCAUCCAGGAGGCGGACGCAAUGACAUUCCUCAGCGGCUAAAGCGACAGUUCACUAUCUUUAACUGUACACUCCCAUCCAAUGCUUCAAUUGACAAAAUCUUUGGAAUUAUUGGAAAUGGAUAUUUUCACCCAGCCAGACGUUUCAUACCUGAAGUCUGUAAUUUGAUAUCAAAACUUGUUGUCUCUGGCAGGGUCCUUUGGCAGUGGACAAAGGUAAAAAUGUUACCUACUCCAGCUAAAUUUCAUUACAUCUUUAACCUGAGAGACCUAUCCCGCAUCUGGCAGGGAAUGCUAACCAUUAAAUGUGAGGAAUGUUGUGAUGAAGAGACAUUGCUGGCUUUGUUCAAACAUGAAUGCACCAGAGUAAUUUCAGACAGAUUUGUAACUGAAGAAGAUAAAAAAUGGUUUGAAGAUGCAGUGACACGUACAAUUGAAAAAAACAUUGGAAAAGAAUCAUCUGAAAAGCUUUCUGAAGAGCCAUAUUUUGUCGACUUUCUUCGUGAAAUGCCAGAGCCAACUGGUGAAGAACCUGAAGAUUAUGUAUUUGUUGUUCCAAAAGUCUAUGAAAUGGUACCAAGCUAUGAAUUCCUGACUGAAAAAUUGAAGUUUUAUCAGGCACAACAUAAUGAAGGUGUUCGAUCAGGAUAUUUUGAUCUAGUCUUCUUUAAAGAUGCAAUGACACACCUGAUGAAGAUAUCUCGUAUAAUCCGCACAGAUUGGGGAAAUGCUCUACUAGUUGGAGUUGGUGGUUCUGGAAAACAAAGCCUGACAAAGUUGGCAUCCUUCAUUGCUGGAUAUAAAAUCUUUCAGAUCACUUUAACCAGAGCAUACAAUGCUAGCAAUCUGAUGGAUGACUUGAAGAUACUGUACAGAACAGCUGGGACAGAAGGGAAGGGCAUCACUUUCAUAUUCACUGAUAAUGAAAUCAAGGAAGAGUCCUUUCUUGAAUAUCUCAACAAUGUGCUCUCUUCAGGAGAGGUAUCAAACUUGUUUGCUCGGGAUGAACUUGAUGAAAUUACUCAAUCACUGAUUGCACCAAUGAAGAAAGAGUCACCUCGGAUUCCUCCCACUUUCGACAAUCUAUAUGAAUAUUUUAUACGAAGAGCUAGAGCAAAUCUACAUGUUGUCCUCUGUUUUUCUCCGGUUGGUGAAAAGUUUCGAUCUCGUGCCCUGAAGUUCCCUGGCCUGAUUUCAGGUUGCACAAUGGACUGGUUCAGUCGCUGGCCCAGAGAGGCACUGGUUGCAGUCUCCAGCCACUUCCUUUCUGAUUUUCACAUUGCUUGUUCAGAAGAGGUUAAAAACCAACUGGUAUUAACGAUGGGUGAUUUUCAUGACAAAGUCUAUGAAACCUGUGAAGAUUAUUUUCAGAGAUAUCGGCGUAGAACACAUAUAACCCCAAAAUCUUACCUUGCCUUCAUAAAUAGCUACAAAUCUGUUUACAAAGAAAAACAUGCAAACAUUGAUGAGCUAGCAGAACAUAUGAAAAUGGGUCUCUCUAAGCUUUUGGAAGCAACUGAAUCAGUGGCUCUUCUCGCUAAAGAACUAGCAGGGAAAGAAAAGGAACUGGCAGUGGCAUCUCGUCGUGCUGAUAAGGUGUUGGGAGAGGUGACAAUGAGUGCGCAAGCUGCAGAGAAGGUUAAGGAUGAAGUCUUAAUAGUGAAAAAUAAAGCCCAGAAGAUUGUGGAUGAAAUAGCAGUGGAUAAAAACUUUGCAGAGGGCAAAUUACUAGCUGCAAAGCCUGCACUAGAAGCUGCAGAAGCUGCCCUGAAUACUAUCAAGCCUACUGACAUUGCCACUGUGCGUAAACUAGCCAAACCACCCCACCUGAUAAUGAGGAUUCUCGACUGUGUUCUGGUUCUCUUCCAAAAGAAACUGGACAUAGUUACCAUGGAUCCAGAGAGGCCCUGUGUUAAGCCUUCUUGGGGCGAGUCUUUGAAGCUAUUGAGUGGCACUGGGUUUCUACAGGCCCUGCAGCAGUUCCCAAAGGACACCAUCAAUGAUGAAACAGUGGAACUGCUCCAGCCAUAUUUUAUCAUGGAGGAUUAUACAUUUGAAAAUGCAAAGAAAGUAUGCGGGAACGUUGCUGGUUUGUUGUCCUGGACUCAGGCUAUGGCUGCCUUUUUUGCCAUCAACAAAGAGGUGCUGCCUCUAAAGGCUAAUUUGGCAGUACAGGAAAACCGUCUCCAAGGGGCCAUGAACCAGUUAGGAAUUGCCCAGGCUCAGCUAGAUGAGAAACAAGUUGAGCUGGACAAGGUGCAGGCCAAGUUUGAUGCUGCCAUGAAAGAGAAAAUGGAUCUAUUAGAAGAUGCUGAAACAUGUAGAAGAAAGAUGGAAGCUGCUUCAGCUCUAAUAGACGGUUUGAGUGGGGAAAGGAUCAGAUGGACUGACCAGUGCAAGGAGUUUAAAGCACAAAUCAAUAGGCUAGUAGGUGAUGUGCUGUUGGCUACUGGAUUUCUUUCAUAUAGUGGUCCCUUCAAUCAAACUUUCAGAGAUAUACUAAUUAAAGUAAUCUGGGAAACAGAACUUCAGAAAAAGAAGAUCCCAUAUACAGAUGGUAUAAACCUUAUAACCUUUCUGGUGGAUCAGCCCAUGAUCAGUGAGUGGAAUCUACAGGGAUUACCAAGUGAUGACUUGUCAGUUCAGAAUGGUAUAAUUGUCACCAAGGCAAAGAGAUAUCCACUUCUCAUUGACCCUCAGACACAGGGUAAAAAUUGGAUUAAGAAGAAAGAGCAAAAUAAUGAAUUGCAGGUGACGUUCCUUAAACACAAGUAUUUUCGCAAUCACCUUGAAGACUCGUUGUCACUUGGACGCCCUCUAUUACUAGAAGAUGUGCAGGAAGAAUUGGACCCUGCACUGGAUAAUGUGUUGGAGAAGAACUUCAUCAAAAGUGGGACCACUUACAAGGUGAAAGUAGGGGAUAAAGAAACUGAUGUGAUGUCUGGAUUCAUGUUGUACAUCACCACAAAACUUCCAAAUCCUGCCUACACUCCAGAAAUCAGUGCCAAAACAUCCAUCAUUGACUUCACUGUAACCAUUAAGGGUCUUGAGAACCAACUGCUUGGCCGAGUGAUCCUCACUGAGAAACAGGAACUGGAAGCAGAGCGGGUGCAAUUGAUAGAAGAAGUGACUGCAAACAAACGUAAAAUAAAGGAACUGGAGAAUAAUCUACUAUUUAAGCUCAGCACUACUGAAGGUUCGUUAGUGGAAGAUGAGUCUCUGAUUGGAGUCCUGCAGACAACAAAGGCAACAGCAACUGAAGUCAGUGAAAAGCUGCAUGUGGCAGCAGAGACAGAGAUAAAGAUUAACACAGCACAAGAAGAAUACCGACCAGCAGCCACUCGUGGUAGUAUCCUGUAUUUCCUCAUCACAGAAAUGAGCAUGGUCAACAUGAUGUACCAGACCUCAUUGGCACAGUUUCUGAAAUUAUUUGACCAGUCCAUGGCCAGAUCUAAAAAAUCUCCUGUCGCUUCAAAGAGAAUCAUAAAUAUAAUCGACUACCUGACCUUUGAAGUUUUUAAGUAUUCAGUACGAGGCCUUUAUGAAACUCACAAGUUCCUUUUCACUUUAUUGCUUCCUCUGAAGAUUAACCUGGAACGGGGUUACAUCAAGUACACUGAAUUUCAGACCCUAAUAAAAGGAGGAGCAGCUCUUGAUCUGAAAGCCAGUCCACCGAAGCCUUUCCGUUGGAUCCUUGAUUUGACUUGGUUGAACUUGGUGGAGCUGAGCAAACUCCCACAGUUUGCAGAAAUAUUGACCCAGGUAAUUAAGCAUGAGAAGGCUUGGAAAGUCUGGUUUGAUGCAGAGACUCCAGAGCUGGCAAUAAUUCCUGAUGGAUACAGUGACUCUUUGGAGUCAUUUGGCAAGCUGUUGCUGAUCAGGUCAUGGUGUCCUGAUAGAAUUUUAUCACAAGCUCGAUACUACAUUUCCGAUGCAAUGGGAUCAAAAUAUGCUGAGCCAGUGAUUCUAAACCUGGAGACAACAUGGGAAGAAAGUGACAUACUAACUCCUCUCAUCUGUUUCUUGUCCAUGGGAUCAGAUCCCAGCAAUCAGAUUGAAGGAUUGGCCAAGAAACUUGAAAUUGAUUGUCGGGCAAUAUCCAUGGGUCAGGGACAAGAAGUUCAUGCCAGAAAGCUGGUGGCAAUGUCCAUGCAACAGGGUGGAUGGGUCUUGCUGCAAAACUGCCACUUGGGUCUGGAGUUUAUGGAUGAGCUCUUGGAGAUUCUAAAUACAAGCGAGAAUGUGAAUGAAUCUUUCCGAGUAUGGAUCACCACUGAACCACAUCCGAAGUUUCCCAUUACACUGCUACAGUCUUCUAUCAAAUUCACCAAUGAACCUCCUCAAGGUGUGCAUGCAGGACUGAAAAGAACAUUUACUGGAAUCACACAAGACCAAAUAGAAUACUCCAACCUGCCCAUGUGGAAACCACUAAUGUAUGCAGUCGCUUUCCUACACACCACUGUCCAGGAGCGGCGUAAGUUUGGUCCACUGGGUUGGUGUAUUCCAUAUGAGUUUAACUCCUCAGAUUUCACAGCCAGUAUCCAGUUCAUACAGAAUCACCUGGAUGACUGUGAUAAAAAGAAGGGUGUGUCAUGGAAUACCAUAAGAUACAUGCUUGGAGAAGUUCAGUAUGGAGGACGUGUUACUGAUGACUAUGACAAGCGCCUCCUCAAUUGCUUUGCCAAGGUGUGGUUCAAUGAGAAGAUGUUUGACUCCAAAUUCUGUUUUUAUACUGGUUAUAUUAUUCCAAUAUGUCCAAACAUUGAGAGUUAUCAAGAGUACAUUCAAACUCUGCCUGUUACUGACACUCCUCAGGUGUUUGGCCUUCACCCAAAUGCUGAUAUCACGUAUCAGAGUAACAGUGCAGCUGAAAUUCUCAACACCAUCACCAAUAUUCAGCCAAAGGAAGGUGGUGGUGGAGGAGGAGAGACUCGAGAGGCCAUAGUCUUUAAACUUGCUGAGAGUAUGCUGAAAAAACUGCCUCCAGAUUACGUAGCACAUGAGGUGAAAGCUCAUCUCAUAAAAAUGGGUAUUUUGAAUUCUAUGAAUAUUUUCCUUCGACAAGAAAUUGACCGAAUGCAGAAGGUUAUUACAAUGCUUCGGCUCUGCCUGGGUGACUUACAGCUGGCUAUAGAGGGAACCAUUAUCAUGAGUGAGAACUUAAUUGAUGCCUUGGACAAUAUGUACGAUGCUCGUGUCCCUCAGGGGUGGAAGAGGAUUUCCUGGGCUUCCUCUACCUUAGGAUUUUGGUUCACAGAACUCCUUGAGAGAAACACACAAUUUUCUUCCUGGAUUUUUGAGGGCAGACCUAAUGUCUUUUGGAUGACAGGUUUUUUCAAUCCCCAGGGGUUCUUAACUGCAAUGAGGCAGGAAGUAACACGAGCACAUAAAGGUUGGGCACUGGAUAGUGUCACUCUGCACAAUGAAGUAACAAAACUGAUGAAAGAAGAUAUCAAAGUACCACCUGUAGAUGGAGUAUAUAUCCAUGGUCUUUACCUUGAUGGUGCGGGUUGGGAUAGGAGAAACACAAGGCUGACUGAACCUACUGCAAAGGUUCUGUUUACAAUGGUACCCGUCAUCUAUAUAUUUGCCAUCAAUUCUACAGCACCUAAGGAUCCCAAACUGUACAUCUGCCCAGUCUACAAGAAGCCCCAACGUACUGACCUGAUGUUUGUCACUGCCCUCUGCCUGAAAACAGUUCAGCCACCUGACCACUGGAUCCUGAGAGGAGCAGCCCUGCUCUGUGACAUCAAGUAG